Messenger RNA from Tachyglossus aculeatus (Australian echidna), 1299 nucleotides. RefSeq names its product leukotriene B4 receptor 1-like. The record is from RefSeq and is a predicted model, not a curated record. NCBI's taxonomy places the organism in Eukaryota, Metazoa, Chordata, Mammalia, Monotremata, Tachyglossidae. Gene Ontology annotation, molecular function: G protein-coupled receptor activity; complement receptor activity. Gene Ontology annotation, cellular component: plasma membrane. Gene Ontology annotation, biological process: positive regulation of cytosolic calcium ion concentration; complement receptor mediated signaling pathway; inflammatory response.
UCCUACCACAUCCUGUACUGACUGCUGAGUGUCAAUCGUGUAUCUGGAGGCAGAGAGCCUGGAUCUCAGUGCCCAACAGAUUGAGGAGAGCGGCCAUCCUGCCAAAGGGGUCAAAGUAGAAGAGUGACUAGACUGGGCCAGGAUGGAACCAACCCAUGAGAGCCAGGAUCUUGAUGAUUCCCUGAUCAGAAGCCCAGUCCAGGCAGUUGCUUGCUUCUUCUUGAGCGUGGCCUUUGUCCUGGGCUUGCCCGGGAACACUGUGGUCAUCUGGACCAUCCUCUGCCGAAUGCGGGAGCGAUCCCCCACUGUCCUGCUCCUCCUCCACCUGGCCCUGUCUGACCUCUUAGUCCUGGCCACACUCCCUGCCUGGAUCUUGGCACUCGCAGACUCCUGGCACCUUGGGCCGUCGCUGUGCCGGACACUGGUUUGGGCCGUGUACUGUGGCAUGUUCUCCAGCGUCUUGCUCAUCACCGUGCUCAGCCUUGAGCGUUUUGCGGCUGUUUUCCACCCGUUCUCCUUGCAGAACCACUGGGAUCGGGCAACUGCGAGCAAGGUCAUCGGGCUGGUAUGGCUGCUGUCCUUGGCCCUCUCCGCCCCCGUCCCCUUCACCACCGACACGGAUCUUUGCCUGAGCCGUGAGUUCUCCACUUCAGAGCAGCUGGUGGGGCUGCUACUGCUGGAGACGUUGGUGGGCUUCAUGGUGCCUUUCUUGGUGAUCUCCACUUGCUACACCUGCAUACGCCUCCGCAUCCAGCGCCUCUCAUACCCGGGCCGCAAGCGGACAGAGCGGCUUGUGGCUGGGGUUGUGGUGGCCUUCGCCAUCUGCUGGCUCCCCUACCAUGCAGUCAACUUGGUGGCCAUUUCUUCUGAGCUGCUGGAGGGGACCAAAGGAGAGCUGGCGAAGAGACUGCAUGAGGCGUCCAUCAUAGGCCACUGCAUCUCCGCACUUCUGGCCUUCUUCAGCAGCUGCCUCAACCCCCUGCUCUAUGCCUGUGCUGCCUGCAGCUUCCGCAGCAGUCUGAGGGGGACCCAGCUGGCCAAGCUGUUUGAGCAGAUGACCCAGAACCUGGAGACCGAGAGCCCCCAGGAGAUGUCGACCAUGGACAAAGGAGAGGUCCAAAACCACGUCUCCGUUGGCAUCUGACCCCAUGAAUACCGCUGGCUGUCUGCAUGCCUGACUCUCUCUACUCCCUGCAGGCUUCUUACCUCAUGAGAUGCCACCCAGGAUUUUUUGACUGCUUCUGUGCAUUAAACCAACAGUUGGAAGGAACAGUUGAGAAUGUCACCAUGUCUCUAAAC